Messenger RNA from Perognathus longimembris pacificus (Pacific pocket mouse), 2479 nucleotides. RefSeq names its product nucleoporin 58 (gene Nup58). Gene Ontology annotation, molecular function: structural constituent of nuclear pore. Gene Ontology annotation, cellular component: nuclear pore. The transcript has 15 exons. Lineage: Eukaryota; Metazoa; Chordata; Mammalia; Rodentia; Heteromyidae. The record is from RefSeq and is a predicted model, not a curated record. Bases 207 to 1973 code for a protein of 588 amino acids. Gene Ontology annotation, biological process: nucleocytoplasmic transport.
UCAGGCGCGCGGCGGGAUCGUUUCCGGCGUGCUCCUGCACGCUUAUUCCGCACCCCCCCCCCCUUUCCGGCCUUGCUUUACUUUGGUCUGAGCUUGAAAUUCCUGCCGGGUGAGGGCUGGCCAGAGUUAUGGUGCCCAGCCCACCUCGCCUCUGAGGGGGAGAGAAGCAUCCCCAAGCCAUUUUCUGUUUGCUGACCGCUGCGAGCAUGUCUACGGGGUUCUCUUUCGGGUCCGGGAUGCUGGGCUCAACCACCUUGACCGCGGGCGGAACCAACACUGGUGGUAGUUUCUCUUUCGGCACCGGGACGUCUAGCAACCCUUCCGUGGGGCUCAGUUUUGGAACUCUUCCUGGAAGCACUACAACUCCAGCAACUACAUCUGCUCCUUCCACUGGUUUUGGAACUGGCCUCUUUGGAAGCAAGCCUGCCACUGGUUUCACUCUAGGAGGCACAAGUACAGGAACUGCCGCCACUACAUCUACAACCACAACAGGCUUCAGUCUAGGGUUCAAUAAACCUGCAGCAUCUGCCACACCCUUUGCUCUGCCUAUUACUUCUACCUCAGCCAGUGGUCUUACUCUUUCAUCUGCUCUGACAUCAACUCCAGCAGCAUCCACAGGAUUUACUUUAAAUAAUUUGGGAGGAACAGCAGCAACAACAACAACUGCAUCAACUGGCCUUUCUUUAGGGGGAACCUUAGCAGGUUUGGGAGGUUCACUUUUCCAGAGUGCAAACACAGCAACAUCAGGUCUUGGACAGAAUGCUUUAAGCCUGACUUUGGGAGCUCCGGCAGCCACUUCAACUACGGGCAAUGAAGGCCUUGGUGGUAUAGAUUUUAGUAGCUCCUCAGAUAAAAAGAGUGAUAAAACAGGAACAAGACCAGAGGAUAGUAAAGCGCUGAAAGAUGAAAACCUCCCUCCUGUCAUCUGUCAGGAUGUGGAAAAUCUCCAGAAAUUUGUGAAGGAACAAAAACAGGUCCAAGAAGAAAUUAGUAGAAUGUCUUCAAAAGCAAUGCUUAAAGUCCAGGAAGAUAUUAAAGCCCUGAAGCAACUUCUGUCAUUGGCUUCCAGUGGACUGCAGAGAAACACCCUCAAUAUUGACAAAUUGAAAGUAGAAACUGCCCAGGAGUUAAAGAAUGCUGAAAUAGCUUUAAGAACCCAGAAAACACCACCUGGACUUCAACAUGAAAAUACAGCCCCUGCUGAUUACUUCAGAAUCUUGGUUCAGCAAUUUGAAGUGCAACUUCAGCAGUACAGACAGCAGAUUGAAGAACUAGAAAACCAUCUUGCCACACAAGCAAAUAAUUCACAUAUAACUCCUCAAGAUUUAUCAAUGGCUAUGCAGAAAAUUUAUCAAACAUUUGUAGCUUUAGCUGCACAACUUCAGUCUAUUCAUGAAAAUGUUAAGGUGCUCAAGGAACAGUACCUUGGCUACCGGAAAAUGUUCUUGGGAGAUGCUGUAGAUGUGUUUGAAGCCAGGCGAACAGAAGCUAAGAAGUGGCAGAAUGCACCCAGAGUUACUACUGGACCCACCCCUUUCAGCACCAUGCCAAAUGCAGCAGCCGUUGCCAUGGCUGCAACACUUACACAGCAGCAACAGCCUGCUACAGGGCCACAGCCAUCUCUGGGAGUUAGUUUUGGAACGCCAUUCGGCUCAGGUAUUGGUACUGGCUUGCAAUCAAGUGGCUUAGGUUCUUCAAACCUCGGAGGAUUUGGAACUAGCUCUGGUUUUGGAUGCAGCACCACAGGGGCCUCCACAUUUGGAUUUGGAGCAACAAAUAAACCCUCAGGAAGUCUUAGUGCAGGCUUUGGCAGCUCAAGUACAUCUGGGUUUAACUUCAGCAAUCCUGGCAUCACGGCAUCAGCUGGUUUGACAUUUGGGGUGUCCAAUCCUGCCUCUGCAGGUUUUGGAACAGGAGGACAACUCCUUCAGCUGAAGAAGCCUCCAGCUGGAAACAAAAGAGGAAAAAGAUAAACAUGGGUGGAUAUGUUGAGAGAAUCCUUAGCAGGGUUGUUCAUUCUAUGAAUCUAUUUUUCUAAUGAUGCAGUAAUUGAAUUGCAUCCCAGAUUUAUAAAGUUUUGAUAUUUUCCCUCUCUGGAAUUGGAACUUUGUCACACUGAAUAUCAUCUUUCUUGUAAAUUUAAAAUACAGUUGUAUUUUUUUCAUUGUUUUUGAUUCUCCAUGUAAGAAAUGUUCUGAUUACAUUACUGAUUGAUAGUGGUAAAAGAGCCAUUAACCUAAAUCUAGAAUUUAACCUAGUGUUGAUAGUGGUGUUUGUUGAUAAGGUUUACAUUAUGUGAAUAUAUGCACAUUGGUUUCUUACACAGAUGGUAUGAACUCUAGGGCCUAUACUAGAAUUAGUUUGUUCCUUGAAAAGGCUUUUUUUGAACUACACUGCAGGGCAUCUUGUGAAUAUGUAAGUAAUUACAUACAGAAUAGUGCACACAAUUGUGUGUGCAUAUAAAAAUAUAAUUACAUAC